GAGUUUUGCUGCCCUCUUCUUGUCACGCCGCCGCCACUCGGGGUUGGGGCGUUUUUGCGCGCUGCCGCUGCCCUUCUCCGCUUCCUCCUCCUCCUGCCGCUGCUGCUGCUGCUUUCGAUGUUUUGAGGCAGAAGAGAGGGGAGCGGUGGCGGCCGCUGGACCUUCUCCCCUUUCCUCUCUCUCUCUGUCUCUCUCCCUCUCCCUCUCCCUCUCCCUCUUGUAUCAUCUUGGCUUGGCCCCCGGCUUGGGGGUGGGGUGGGGUGGGGGAGCGCCUUCUCCGCCAUGGCCACCAGCACCACAGGCUCCACGCUGCUGCAGCCUCUCAGCAACGCCAUUCGGCUACCCAUAGACCAGGUCAACUUUGUAGUGUGCCAACUGUUUGCCUUGCUGGCUGCUAUGUGGUUUCGAACUUACCUUCAUUCAAGCAAAACUAGUCCGUUCAUAAGGCAUGUUGUUGCCACACUAUUGGGCCUUUAUCUUGCACUUUUUUGUUUUGGAUGGUAUGCCUUACAUUUUGUUAUACAAAGUGGAAUUUCAUACUAUAUCAUGAUCAUUAUAGGAGUGGAAAAUAUGCACAAAUAUUGUUUUGUUUUUGCUUUGGGAUACCUCACUGUGUGCCAAAUUUCUAGAGUUUAUAUAUUUGACUAUGGACAAUAUUCUGCUGAUUUUUCAGGCCCAAUGAUGAUAAUUACUCAGAAAAUUACAAGUUUGGCGUAUGAAAUUCAUGAUGGAAUGUUCCGAAAGGAGGAAGAACUGUCGCCAUCACAGCAAUGCUUAGCCGUGAGACGCAUGCCAAGUCUACUGGAAUAUUUAAGUUACAACUGUAAUUUCAUGGGUAUCCUGGCAGGCCCAUUAUGCUCUUAUAAAGACUAUAUUACUUUCAUUGAAGGCAGAUCAUAUCAACUGACACAGUCGGAAGCAAAUGGGAAAGAAGAAAUAAAAUAUGAACAAACAGACCCCUCCCCAAAUAUAGCUGUGGCGCAGAAACUUGUAGUGUGUGGACUAUCCUUAUUAUUUCAUAUGACUGUUAGCAAAACUUUCCCUGUAGAAUACAACAUUGAUGACCAAUUCAGAGCAACAGCAUCUUUUCCUACAAAGAUUAUCUACCUAUACCUGUCACUAAUGGCUGCCAGGCCGAAGUAUUAUUUUGCAUGGACUUUGGCAGAGGCAAUUAAUAAUGCAGCUGGAUUUGGCUUUAGAGGUUACGAUAAAAAUGGAGUCCCACACUGGGAUUUGAUUUCAAAUCUACGAAUUCUGCAUAUAGAGUUUUCAACAAGUUUCAAGAUGUUUCUUGAUAACUGGAAUAUACAGACAGCACUUUGGCUCAAAAGGGUAUGCUAUGAACGAGCCUCUUUCAGUCCAACAAUACAAACUUUUAUCUUAUCAGCCAUUUGGCAUGGGGUAUAUCCUGGAUAUUAUUUAACCUUCUUAACAGGGGUACUAAUGACACUUGCAGCACGAACAAUUAGAAAGAACAUUAGAAAUUAUUUUCUUGAUUCUCCAGCCAUUAAAUUAUGUUAUGAUAUCAUGACAUGGAUCACAACUCAAAUAGCAAUAAGUUACACAGUUGUGCCAUUUGUACUUCUCUCUAUAAAACCCUCCUACACAUUUUACAGUUCCUGGUAUUUCUCCCUUCAUAUUGCCUGCAUUUUAGUGCUGAUGUUUCCAAUGACAAGAACUCAAAAAGGGAAUAAUGAGCAAGAAAGCAUCCAGCCUUCAUGGUUCAAACAGCAAGAAGAAGGAAAAGAAAAAAGAAUUAUGGGACAUAAUAGUUAUUCUGUGGCAAAUAGCUUCAAUCAAAGAAGAGACAUCACAUCUAGAAAUACAGCAACAAAACAAUGAUUACAGAUGCUAUAGAUGCUAUAUUUUAUAUUUUCAAGACCAUUUAUAGCACCUUUUAAAAGGGGUUUGUAUUUGUCUGAAAAGAUGGUUAGAAAAGAAUGCUAUAUCUCUAGGGAAUAUACCAGUAAGAUGAAAGCAAAGCUAAUUAACCACACCUAUGGAUCAUGCCUUAUAUGGAAAUAUUACAAUUAUUUCAGUGGGCACUCAGGACCAACAGCAUAUGUCAUCGGCGUGCCCCUAUGCUGAAUGUACAUUGUAAAUCCCUAGGCACUAUGGGGGUGGGAAACCAUUGUGUCAAUCUGGAAUACCAGAAGGAAAAAAUCUUGCAUUGCCUUAAACCCUCCAUCUACUGAAAAGUAAUGUUUCUAAAUAGUAUUUUCAUGUUUAGUAUAAUAUAUUUAAAGUAUAAUUCAAAAAUAAGCUUUGGGUUCUGAGGGACAAAACAAGAAAUGGAAGCAGAAAACCCCGCUGCCUGAAGUCAAAAGAAGAAGGAACUGCAAUAAGCACCUCACUAUCUGGUGGGUUUUCGUAGUAUAUCAGGUUUAUACAGUAGAGAAUGGAAAGCACUGCUAAUGCUAAAUUAUAGUUGGUUUCUCUGAUUAAAAACAGUGGUGAAAGGAAAGCGCUCUGAAAACUUUUUUUAAAAAUAUGAAAAGUCACCCUUUCUAGAGCCAAAUGUUUUAAUUUAAUUUUGCUCUUUAGGAUGAGUAAGCUUUGCAGCAACCUUCACAAAAUGUGCACGGAAUUCCUAUUAAAGCUGCAACUUUCCAAUAACAAUUCUCCUUCUAAUCCUAUAGAAAUCAUUUCACGGGGGGCACUAGUAAAGAUGGGUCAGAUAUAGAAUUAGUGUGAAAAGGUGCUUAAGAUGGCCACUUAUGGUUAUAAUUCAGUUUAUAUUAAACAAAAAGUGAAAUUGUUAAAUUGGUACUGUCUAGUUGAACGCCAUAAACUCUGUAACACCAGAGUACCUGAGAUUUAGAAGAAAAUUAAAGUGGGAUGUAAUAUAUGGGGACCAUAGUGUAAUAUUUGAUAAAACUUUCCCAACCAAUUCUUUUGUUUCAUAAUUUUACCUUGAAAAUAUGUCACGGGAAUUGAUAAAUUAUUAAUUGCUUUCUGUUGAAAAUUUACAAUUGGUAAAGAAAUGAUGUGCUAAAGGGCUAUAACUUUCAUUUGCUUGCUUGUCUAUCUGUUAGAUUUUUUUUACUGAAUGGAAAAGAUGUUAUCUUUAAAAUACACAGAAAAUGACUCACGGUAAGAAAUGAAAAAUGGCAUUUUGUUAUUAUUAAAAUAAGCUGAUUUUUCAUUCCUA
Pantherophis guttatus is the source of this 3151-nucleotide messenger RNA. RefSeq names its product membrane bound glycerophospholipid O-acyltransferase 2 (gene MBOAT2). The record is from RefSeq and is a predicted model, not a curated record. Gene Ontology annotation, biological process: lipid modification. NCBI's taxonomy places the organism in Eukaryota, Metazoa, Chordata, Lepidosauria, Squamata, Colubridae. Gene Ontology annotation, cellular component: membrane. Gene Ontology annotation, molecular function: acyltransferase activity.